Molecule: messenger RNA, 1363 nt
Organism: Phytophthora infestans T30-4
Lineage: Eukaryota; Oomycota; Peronosporomycetes; Peronosporales; Peronosporaceae
Product: DNA binding protein, putative
Exons: 1
Coding region: 108-1208 (366 amino acids)
Molecular function (GO): protein dimerization activity
Source: RefSeq, a predicted model, not a curated record
GCCGCAUCCCACUCGCUUGCUCAGCCUCGACCUCCACUCCGACACCCGGUCGCUAACCUCACCUCACCUCACCGCACUCCGACUCCUGCUGCCUGCUACCUGACAAGAUGCUGCAGAACGACUACGGCUACUCGCACUACCAGGGCGCUGCUCAGCACCACCAACACAGUGGGGAGCGUCCCAAGCUCUUCGGAGCGUCGCUCGACAAUGGCGGCUCGGCCAAUGGCUAUCACGGCCCGGGCAUGCAUGACUUCCACCAGCUCGUGCAUCCAAACAACAUGACUCCACAGCACCACAUGCAGCAGACUCCGCAGCACCACGCGCAGACCCCGCAGCACCAGCAGGGCGAGUUUGACCACGAGCCCAUCAUGAUGAACAUGCAGCACCCCGGCCAGUACUACGCACCUCCGCCCAUGACGGCACAGAUGCUACACGUAUCCACGGACUACAAUUCCGGAGGUUCAGCGGGAGGUGCCACGCCGUCGAACUCGCACGCGGGCUCCAAGCGCUCGCGUGAAGAUCUUAACAUGAAGGAGAAGAAACGCAUGUUCAAACUCAACGACCGCAUUAACCAGCUCAAGACUCUGCUGGACGAAGCAGGUGUUCAGUCCAAGAAGAAUAAGCAGUCGAUCCUGGACAACACGUACCACUACGUGGGCAUGCUGCGCAGUAACCUCUUGAUCGCCAAGCAAAAGGCCGAGCGUGCUGAGAAGCAGGCCGAGAGCUUCCGCUCGCAGGCUCAGAGUGGCGGCCCUAUGGAUGCUGUAUUCAAGCGCUGCUUUGACCAGUCCUCGACUCCGCGUGUCGUGGUGGACCUAAACAUGCAGCUCAUGGCCGUCAACUCGGCCUUUCUGUCACAGACCGGUCAGACCGAGGACAGCCUUAUGGACAUCAACGCUCUGCGCUCCAGCCUCUGCCUCGACAACGGAAAGCUUGACGCCAUCGUGCAGUCCGUCAGCAGCGGAAUGAAGCCGAUUAGCGCCAUUGUUCAGGCACAUGGUGCGGGCAACAACAUCGCGACACUCACACUCAUGGCGUCAGUGCUGACGGAUGACGGAAACUCGGUUACUGCCAUUGAGUUUAGCCUCGUGCCCUUCGAGAUCUCGUCUGAUUUCUCGACGCCCAAUGCAAACAGCUACUUGAACGAUGUCAAGCAAGACAUGCCCAAGGAGGCCAGCCCUUCAGGUGUUAGUGACCUCGCCGUGUAAUACGGUGGUGGCGGGUGCAAAACACAAAGGACCAAGUUGCCCCACCGCAUGUGUGAUAUAUUUCUAAGCAGAGUCCACGGCAUCCACUGCAGCGGCUUAGGCGAGGAGUUGGCCUCGGUAGAUAAAGUGUAACAUAUAACCUAUUGUCGAUCACA